AUCAUAUAGACCCAAACCACAGCAGAACAAGGUUUAAUGAAGAUUAAAGCCUGUGAAUAAAAAAAGGAUUACAUUCAUACUCCUUUCAUUCUUGUGUUAGCUGGCUUCAGUUCCAACCAGGCGGACCUACAGUGUCUUGCAAAUGACACUUGGGAAUCAGGUACAGGUAAGAAGCACUCCACAGCACCCUACAAACCCUGGAUGAAUGACAGUAGUCAAGGAGGCCUUUGGGCUCUGCAGGGUCAGGAUGUAGAGCAAGAACAGCUGAGAAUAAAGAUGGUGGAAGGAUUUAAUGCCAACUCUGAGGCUCAGUCUCACAACCCGUGUGCCCGCUGCUCAGCUGCAGCAAGUGAGGUCUGGGUGUGUGCAGAGCAUGCCACGCACCAUGUCCUGAAGGCAACGGAGCACCCAGAGAGCAGCCCAGGGAGGAGAGGGAAAAGAGAAGCAGGCAAACACCUGGUGCCUGCAUGUCCUCGGGGAACAGCUUCGAGUCAGGCCGCACUUCCAGUCACUGCCACGAAGGCCUCACCUCUGCCCUUGCCCUCAUGGGGGCCGCAUUGCCUGCUGGGAGCUGUAGUCCCCGCCCUGGUGGGGAGGGGCGAGGCAGCACCGGCAGGAACUACGACUCCCAGGAUGCCUUGCGGCAGCGCCAGCUGCUGCCAUGACAGCUCCGUCUCCAGGCAAAGGCUCUGCUUAGUGCAUUGGGGGUGCGGUGAGUCAGGCUGCUGCCUGACUGCUUGCUUUCUGGAAAGAAACCAAAACAGUGCAAUCACAUUGGAUGCUACUAUUUGUUUCUACCUGUGUGUUUACAAAAAAAAAACCCAAACCGAAACAACAACAACAAAAUCCCACAAAAAACUCCACCAAAAACGCAUCAAACUGAAGCUAGGAGGUGGAUGUCUGUGAUGACUGAGACCCGGGGCAGUGGAAGCAUCGAGAAGGAUGUUGUCAGAAAUCAGAGAUGUGCUUAAGGAGAUGAUGGGAUGUGCAUGUGUGGCAGGAGUGCCCUGAGCCACGUGUGCUGCUCUGAGCUCAAACCACUUGUGAGGCGCUGAGUAAGUGCCAUGUUCUGGGUGCUGCAUUUUGCAUUACUCUGUCUACUUGCAGGAUUGUAGCAGAGUGCUGACCUGCUUAAAGCAUCCAACUCAGAUCUUGCAGGAGAGUUCUAACAGCUAAAUAUGAAUGUGUUAGUAACCUCCAGCUGCCAUCCCGGCAGUGACAUUUUGGAUUUAAGAAGAACAGGUACUCCCACAGUGUUUUUGUUGUGCCAUGGGCCAUCUCCCCUUUGUGCAGGAGCUGUCAGUGGUUGAAGAGAGCAAGUGGUGAGUUAUAAAUGUGCUGAAGACAGACUGGAAUCCAGUAUGAGUUUAGCACUUGCUGCCUUACAAGCUUCUGCACCUGCAUUAAUCAUGGCUAAUAGGGGGUCAGAACUGAUAAGGUGCUGCACACUUGCAUUGAGACUGGAAGCUGCUUCCUUUGAAAUUGAUUUUUUUUUUCAGCAAAAAUAGGGAUUUGGACAAAUUGUACCACUGGAACAGCAUCUUGACAACUGCAGGACUUGCUGCUGCUCUUCUGGAAAAUCACAAAUGAUUUGACUUGGUUUGUACUAACUGUUUACUCAUUUUCCCAUGUGGAAGGAGGCAAGAAGUCUCUGAGCAGAAAUGUGUCCUCAGCAAGCUGGGUUUACAGAAGAGUUCUCAUGAUAGCAAGAGGUAACUGAGUAAAUAAGUUUCCCAGGAAAGGAUGCCUUCAUUCUUGUGUGGGAGUAGGGGAGGGAUCUCCUUGUGGCAAUAACAGGCUAUAUCAGAUCCCACUGCUGUACUUCUUUGAGAAUAGGAACAAUGCUGACAGCAAUUUACAAGCAUGAAAAAAAGACUCAGGAAGGCGUAAGUGAAACAUGGCUAUAAGUUUCCAACCUGCCACUCAUUCCCAUCUUCAUCACCACACAAAACACCGGCGCGCUUCACCAGUGCAGAAACAUACAGUGCUACGCUCGUGUGGGAAAAGCUGAGAGUGUAGGAGGAGCAAUGGAAGUCCCAGGAAGAGAAGAAUGACGGGAAAUAGUGCAGAGGCUUGUCUUGUUGGGUCAUCAGCCCUCUGGUGCCAAGUUCCCAAGCAGCAGCUCCUGAAAGAAGAUGCCCUGUGAUGCUCACAGCCCCAUGGGGUGGCCAGCAGGGAAGGAGGUGCAAACCGUGUCAGCCUUGUCAGCACAGGCAGGAAUGUGUACUUUCAAGAAUCCUCUGCCAUGAUGAAUUAGUACAUGGAAAAGUGAGGUUAUUUACCAAAUCUGGGAUCUUGCUAUUCAACCAUUUCCUUUCUCUGUGUUCCAGAUAGGUCAUGUUAAAAGCCAGCAAUAUCACUGCUCUACAGAGUGUUUCUAACUGGAAUUUGCUGUUCUUUUCUUAGAGGAAGGGAUCCAGCGCUUUCCAUUCAACAAAGGGCCAGUGACAACUUGGCCUGCUGUUUUGCAGUCAAGACAGCAGCAGGAAACCACAACAGCUGCAGGAAGUACAGCCCCAGUGGCUGACCAGCUCCUGCCAACGGAGCGCUCUUGCCCAAGAAGAGAGCUCCUCGGCAUUGCCAGCAGGUAGACAGAGCACCAAGGCUCUUCUGCCUUUGCCCAGCUGGCUCCCCAAGAAGCACUUGUCUGUCCUCAAAAGAACCACAGGACUGACUCAACUAAAUGUCACUGAUUUUUCCAAAGCCAAAAUCCUUCCACCUCCUGAGCACUUCCCGGCUGGAGGCAGCAAGAAGGGAAGACCUCAUAGGUCUGAUCGUGCAGUGCCAGAGUGAGAGGGUGACCCGAUCUGACUGCACCAGAGUCAUCUUAAUUUCUCCUCUGGUCAGCUUAAAAUAACGCAGUUGGGUGUUCUUUCUGUUUCUUUCUUCAAAUUUGGAUCAAGUAGGUGCGUUUUUCCUUAGCUUAUGAUGAAAGCACAGAAGGGAUGCGUGCGGUUGCCUGGGUCACCAUGGUUGCUGGAUGGGAAGGCCUGGCCUACAGCUUGUGGCCAGAGCUGGUGCUCUGCUGUCUGUGCUGCACUCGCAGAUUGAGCUCUGGGCCUUCCCUGGAGAAGAUAACACUGUGAGAUCACGUCAGAACCAGCACUGUGCUGUGUAUGUGACCUGGAUGCACCUUAGACUGAGCGGGCUGAACAGGGUUAGUUUAUUUCCCUGAUCAAGCCAGGAGAAGACCUCCAGUCCAAGAAAGAGUGAAGGCAGCUCUUUCCAGGAAUGGCAGAAGUCCCCAUGGAGAGAUCUCUGAGAACCUGAGCUUGUUCUAGGAAUUUCUCCAGCAUGGCCAACCAGGGAGAUGGUUCCUAUUCCCGUUUCCACUCCGCACCUCGCAAGAUUCGAUUGAAUCAUGAUGAGACAUGGGGAAAAUGGAAAGCCUUCGAAGCUGACAGGAGGGGCAUCCCAGUGAAGCGCAGCCUCGCUGAAAGACUGGGGAAGAAGGGGGAGGUUGACAAAGCACCAAAGAGUGGUACAGGUGCUCAGUGGACAUCAGGAGACAUCCGAGUGAAAACACUGGAGGAAAUCCGUCAGGAGAAAGCUGAUCGACAGGGCAGAACUCCAGCUCAGCUCCGAGCUGCAGGGCAGUGUAAAACUGAAGGGCGCAGCUCAGAGGCAGGGCCUUCCCUGGCAGUCUACAGGGCUGAAAACAAGACACAGAGCACACUUCCUCUGUCUGUGUCUGCCAAAGUGAAGUUGGAAGAGCCAGCAGAAAAAAUCAAGGCCCUCGAAGAAAUCCAUAUUAAAACCUUGGAAGAAAUCAAGAGGGAGAAGGCUCUGCGGCUGCAGCAGAGGGAAGAAAGCGUGUCAGCUCCUCCAGCACCACCUGCACCUGCCCCAGCACGGAGGAAAUUAAUACAGACCCCAAAGCUAAUAGCACCCGGAAAAGAAGAAAAGAAAAAUGUGGAAUUGAGCACAUCUGUUCCAGAAGCUGUCUGUGCUCCUGCACGGAAGCAUAAAGGAGCUGAGAUGUGUCGCUGCACUGUGCGUCCCAGCAGCACUGAUGCCACGGAGGAGCCUGCAGCUAAAACUGCGGCUGUGUCAGAGGACUCGAGCACUGCUUCAGCUUCUCUACAAACAGCAGCAAAGACACAAGAGCUGUGCUGCACUGGGGCAGGGACAGCGCCCUUCUCUGCAGAGGAUGACUUGGAGAAGCUAAUGCUGGACAUCGCAGGCGGAGAACUGGAAGGAGCAAUGGACUUGGAGCCAGGGAAGGAUGUGGAUGAGCUCCUUCAGGAACUCUCUGACCUGAUUGACAGCAUAACUGAAUAGUCUUAUGCUAUAUUAAGAAGAAAAAAUUAAUAAAAUGUUU
Molecule: messenger RNA, 4321 nt
Organism: Numida meleagris (helmeted guineafowl)
Lineage: Eukaryota; Metazoa; Chordata; Aves; Galliformes; Numididae
Product: zinc finger CCCH domain-containing protein 11A-like
Exons: 9
Coding region: 3295-4281 (328 amino acids)
Source: RefSeq, a predicted model, not a curated record